Molecule: messenger RNA, 1638 nt
Organism: Aureobasidium vineae
Lineage: Eukaryota; Fungi; Ascomycota; Dothideomycetes; Dothideales; Saccotheciaceae
Source: the annotation of a GenBank genome assembly
AUGAUCGUCGGCGAGCUACUGCCACUUCUGGUGGCAUAUUGGCCAAUCGUACUUGCAGCAUCAGCAGCCGCUUACCUCCUAAACAACAAGUUCUACAAAGGCCUGAACAAAUACCCUGGUGCUCCGCUAGCAGCAUAUACAAACUGGUGGCGUUUCUUCGAAGUAUGGGGUCAGAAGUCAGAAUACACACAUGUGGCUCUACACAAGCAACAUGGAGAUAUCGUCAGACUUGGACCUAACGUACUGUCGUUUGCCGACCCUAAGGCCAUCAAGACCAUCUACGGUCUGAACAAGGGUAUGACCAAGUCAGACUUUUACCCUGUCCAGCAAGCCGUCUCGAAGGGCAAGCGUCUGCAAUCGCUAUUCUCUACCACCUUUGAGGACUACCACGCCAAGUACAGAAGAUGUGUCAACGGUGCUUUCGCCAUGUCCUCGCUGGUCGAGUACGAGCCUCUGGUUGACAGCACAACCGAUGUUUACAUUGAGCGAACCAAGGAGCUUUACUGUGGAGAGAAGAAGCAGAGAUGUGACUUCACCCGCUGGUUGCAAUUUUACGCCUUUGAUGUGAUCGGCGAAUUGACCUGGAGCAAGCGCUUGGGAUACAUCGAGAGAGACGAGGAUGUUGAUGGCAUCAUUGAGUUCUUGAACAAGUUCCUCUCAUACGCUGCACCCGUAAGUAUUUCUGUUUUCUCAUCAGCGAUCUAUAAUGCUAACAACAUUUUCAGNAUUGGUCAAAUGCCUUUCCUUGAUCUUAUCCUCGAGAAGAANCCCCUCAAGCUCCAACUCGAGAAGUGGGGAAUCAACAAGAAGGUCUUCCCCGUAACAAAAUUCGCACUCGACCGCUCAGGCGAGCGCAAGGAUGAGAUGCAGAAGGUUCGCGAAACCGGCAUUGUCGAGAAGCGUCCCGGCCGUGGUAUCGACCUCCUCACAAAGUUCAACCAGGCUCAACACGACCAUCCUGAAUUUAUGACCGAUGCUCAGGUUUUGGCAGCAUCGACGAGUAUGGUGUUUGCCGGAAGCGAGACUACCGCCAUCAGUCUUAGCAGUGUCUUCUACCACCUGGUCAAAUACCCCAAGGUCUACGCAAAGCUGAUGCAAGAGCUCGACGAUGCAGCUGAGACUGGUGCAAUCCAACAACGCGAGAACAACAAGGUAUCCUGGGCAGAAAGCCAGAAGCUACCUUACCUCGACGCUGUCAUUCAGGAGUCUUUCCGCAUGCACCCUGCCGCCGGUCUGAUCCUCGAACGCAUCACCCCCAAGCAAGGCAUCGAGAUCUGUGGCGAGCACAUCCCCGGCGGCGUCAUUGUCGGCUGCAACUCAUGGGUCCUUCACCGCCGCCCCGAAAUCUUUGGCGCAGACGUCGAUACCUUCAGACCUGAACGAUGGAUCGAGGCCGAUGCCAUGAAGCUCAAGGAGAUGAAGGCUACCAUGUUCCAAUUCGGCGCUGGCGCUAGAACAUGUAUUGGCAAGAACAUCAGCUUGUUGGAGAUUUACAAGUUGGUGCCGACGUUCUUGAGGACUUUUGAGGUCGAGAUGGCUUGUGACGACUGGAAGACGAGGAAUGCGUGGUUUGUCCGCCAGAGCGAGUUUUACACAAACUUCAAGUUGAGGAGUGUGCCUCGCGAGGUUCCUGUAUAA